CUUCCUUCCUCUAAACUUUGCAUUUGUAACCAUUUCCUCAAAACACUUCUCUCUCUCUCUCAUAAUUUUAGAGUUUCAUUUUAAAGUUGAAAAGAGAGAAAAGGGAAAAAAAUGGGAAUUUUUGACUCUGUCUCAGAUUUAAUCUCUGAUUAUGUUGCCACUUCCAGACAAAGGAAAAAAAAACCAUUGCAGACAGUGGAGAUCAAGGUCAAAAUGGACUGUGACGGAUGUGAACGACGAGUAAAAAAUGCUGUUUCUAAAAUGAAAGGCGCUAAGACGGUGGAGGUAAACAGAAAACAGAGCAAAGUAACGGUAACGGGGUUCGUGGAGGCUAACAGAGUCUUGAAGAAAGUCAGAAGAACGGGAAAAAGGGCGGAGUUAUGGCCGUACGUUCCGUACAAUGUGGUGGCGUAUCCGUACGUAACGCAGGCUUACGACAAAAGAGCGCCGGCGGGCUUCGUAAAAAACGCCGUUCAGGCCAUCCCAAGCCCUAACGCCGUCGACGAGAAGCUCACCACCAUGUUUAGCGAUGACAAUCCUAACGGCUGCUCCGUUAUGUAAUUUUUAACCAUUUUCUAUGUUUCUUUUUUUUAUCUUUUUCUUUUUUGUUAAAUUAUAAAAGAUACCGUCAACUUUGUCAUAUAUUUUUCGAAAUUGCAAUAUUACUUUUGAACUGUCAUAAAUACUUUUAGAGUAGAAAUUCUUUAGAAUUUUGGGUGAAAAUUAAAUAUGAAAUAACGUGACAGUGAGCUAAAAGAAUUCCAAUUUGAGAUUCUAAAAGAUUUAUACUCAAGUGGGAGUUUUGAACUGUUUAUAAAAGUUGAUGAAUAAUAUUGCAACUUUAAUAA
Benincasa hispida (wax gourd) is the source of this 848-nucleotide messenger RNA. Its product is annotated as heavy metal-associated isoprenylated plant protein 20-like. NCBI's taxonomy places the organism in Eukaryota, Viridiplantae, Streptophyta, Magnoliopsida, Cucurbitales, Cucurbitaceae. Gene Ontology annotation, molecular function: metal ion binding. The record is from RefSeq and is a predicted model, not a curated record.